Lachancea lanzarotensis is the source of this 3477-nucleotide messenger RNA. Its product is annotated as LALA0S02e07756g1_1. Lineage: Eukaryota; Fungi; Ascomycota; Saccharomycetes; Saccharomycetales; Saccharomycetaceae. The transcript has a single exon. The record is from RefSeq and is a predicted model, not a curated record. Bases 1 to 3477 code for a protein of 1158 amino acids.
AUGAUCAAAUUCAGAGCUUUCACGAAGAAACUAUCGCAUGGUUUUGAUGGAUCUUCUUCGAAUCAAAAACGUUCUGUAUCAGAUUAUGAUCAGAAACCCGCCAAUGUGAAAUCGAACCGUUCGCUUUUACGCAGAAGAGCGGUUUCCUCAACCAAGGAUAUUGAGACCACACUUCCUCCUCUACCAAAGCAGCAGUACACUGUUGACAACAAAAAGCGGUCGCAAGAAGGUUUUCAAGAUGGUACUACACAACGCUUUUCUCACCAGGAUACACAUAUAAGCAGUGACGGCAAGUAUUACAUUUAUGAUUCAGUAGCGUUUGAAAGAGGAUCUCACAGCAAAAACGCCAAGAAUGUCGACCAAGAAUUCCACAUUCUUAAGUUUUCUGACGGCAUCAAUCCGACAUCGGCUCGCGAAGUAUUGUCUGCUUUGAUCAAGCAAUUCAAGAAAACUCUGAUUCAGCACCAUGCUGGCGAACUAGAAAAAGACAACAGCAGUAUUAGGGCAGCAAUGGAAAUAUUCAAGCCCAACCUUUCGCAUUACGUGCCACACGAAAUUAAAGAUACCGAAGCAAUAAUCGAAUCGCUGUUUCCCCGUCCUGGCUGCUCACUUGCAGGCGAUGCACUAGAAUCAGCAAUCAAAACAAAGAUAGCUUCUUCUAAAAGCAAGCUCAUAUUAUCGCUACGAAUUUUAUGGUCACGAUUGUCGCGUGGUAUUGUGCCCUGGGAGUCUUAUCUCAAGUUCUGUGCGGUGGAAUCCAAGCAGAACUUCUCCAAAAUGUGUUUUAAGAAUUUCAUGCCCCAGAUUCUUCCCGACGCAGAUUUCAAGCGUUGCGCAUUUGAAUUUAUCGAUCUACUCUAUGCAAUUAUCUCCAAAGUGGAUCUUGUGGUGGAUAAAGUUGCCCAAAUGGAUCUGAUAUUCACAGCUGCUCAGGUUUGCUUCGUGAGAACUCCCGAGCUUCUCAACUAUAUUAAAAGUAAAGCCCAAGACAACGACGAUUGCAUUAUCCUAGCAAAACUUUACCGGGCCCGUGGCGAGGCACUUUACCGAUUAUUCGUUUCGUACCUGAACUCUUUAGCGGAAGAGGGUGAAAUCAAAGAUUUUUACCUCAUAGACAACUUCCGCAUUAAUGAAUACCCACCCAAACCUUACAAACCAUUAACGCAACGCGCAUUGACGUUAACAAUCCCACAACUUUGGGACACCGAAACGAAUAAUUUCAAUGAACUAAUAAGAGUUUCGGCCAAAGCUCAAACAAGGAUGUAUUCUCCUCACCAUGCGUUUUCAAAACUAGAAAAUUCGUUUUUGGAUAAUUACGAGGAUAAUCCCUACAAAGUUGUUAACAAUCUUUUCUCUCGAUCAUCUAAGCGAUACUUGGACAAAUUUGAUCCCUCUUUUGACGUGGAGUCUUUCAAAACCCUGUCCAAGAAAAAUGUUGGUAACUCUACUUUAGGUCCUGGGGAUCAGUUCCCAAUGGCUACAUGGAUCAGCUCAUGCAAAGAACGCGGUUUCAACGAUUUCCUUUCGGUACUCGACGAUAAUAAUCACGGUGAAGGAACAUUAGCCCUCGGACUCACUUUCCCUAAGUCAACUCAAGAAGAAUCGGAGAACUUGCCGCCGCUAAAAGUGUCUAAAGUCGAGAUCUCCGAGAGUUUCAUUUCGUCUUGGAAGUAUGAAACUUUCCUAGGAAAGGUACACAACACGCUGGUGAUCAAACUAACCAAAAGAGUCGGUGACUGUGAGUGGCUCAUAAUUGCAAUGGACGAAAGAACCGACAAGAAAGGGUACGCAUCGCCCUUGAAACCACGGGAGCAAGACAACGUUAGCGGAACACCUUCGACGGGCUCGAAGGGUAAAAGAUAUCACGCCGCCAGUUCAAGUGACGCUUCGAGCAAACUCCGCCCACCUCCUCCCAGCUUGCUUGGAGAGCCUUCAUCCUCACCUUUAAUCAAUUCAAUCAGUGGGGGAUUUUCUGACCAAUCAGUCUCGGCUUUCAGUUCGAGACCAACAUCAGACAUCGGCAGUGCUUUUGCGAUGUCUCACCAGAAGGCUAGUUCUGUGCACUCAAGGAAACUUAGCGACUUAGUAACAUCAGGAUCCCCUUUGCAACAAUCUUCACCUAAAAUACCCUCCAAGGCUGUGGAGCCUUCAGUGACAUCAAUUAUCAAGACAUCCUCGGGAGCUCAAGACAAUGCUCAACCUAUCAACGAGAAGAGUGAUCAUGAUAGCAAUAUCACAGUAGAUAAAAAACCCCAAGAUCCGAGUUCGCUGAGCGAACAAGUUAUCGGGGGCGACAUUCCCACAGAAAAGCAGCCUAUUAAGCCCUCGGCACUGGAAAUGCUGGCUGAGACAUUCCAAAAUGAUCGGACCGAGACUCAAUCAGAACCUCCGAGAUAUCUUCGAUGUGGUGAAGGAGGCAGUGAAUUGAGCAGCGACAAAGAAAACGUACCGGAGUUCUCCAAACAGAACGCUAAAUCUGACGAAAUGGAUAACACUGGCUCUAAUCAAAAUUUAGAUAUUUUAUCAUCGCCUUUUACUGAUCCUGUAGAUCAUCCUAAAGUUAGGCAUACAGUGACCACCCCGAUCAAUCUGGUCUCAUUGGAUCGCGCACCAAAUUUGCCUAAAAGGGUUCAAAACCCUUCAAUUGGCUCACCCGACAGCGUAACAAUGAUUCCACACUCCGCUGAUACGAGUAUCGACUUGACAGAAAGUACGGAUGUGGACGAAGAUGGAAAUCUCGGACGCGAGAAAUCACAUUUUGCUAAGGUAUUGAAUUCAUCGUCUGACGAUGGAUUUGCCAAAAUGCAGCAGCAGGAUGAAGGCACAGUUGAUCUUCUGAACGAUUUUCUGGAGAACUACAACACAUUGAGCGCAGAACCAAUGAAUUACGAAGAAGGGCCAACGGUUUUUGAACAAGUCAAAGGAUUUUAUGAGCAGGGUUUGAGCGAGGCCGGCCAUUCCCAAUCUGAAAUCAAACGACAGGAAAUAGUGCAACAAGAAUUACCACAACAUGAAAAGCAACACCCGGAUUCUAAUGAAGCAGAUAGUGCUUCUAGUCCCGUCAAUCAAGUGUCAAAAAUUGGGUCUAUCAGCUCCAAAAAUGGAACGUGGUUUAGCUGCAAUGUGACUCCUCCAAACAAGCUCGACAAGAACAGAAACUUCAAAAACUUGAAGCUAGGGGGUAGAGCCCGGACUCAGUCUCAAGUGAGCAACGUUGACAUCAGCGGGAAACAAAUGGAUGAAGAUGACGCACACAAUAGUACGAAGAAUCUAAACUCUGAUGAAGAACAUGAAUUGUUCUACAGUAGCGCUAGUGAUCUCAGUGAUAUAGCGGAUCAGGACGGCGUAUGGCUGGAGGCCAACAGCAAACCAUCUUCACCGGUUGAUGUCACGAGCCCCACUCAUCUGAUGUUCAGAAAUGUUAUGCUUCGAACGAAACGGAGUAUACGGAGCUUGAAAGCGCAUCAGCAGCAAUGA